This is a messenger RNA of Euleptes europaea (tarantolino), 1391 nucleotides long. It is a transcript of the gene ST6GAL1, whose product is annotated as ST6 beta-galactoside alpha-2,6-sialyltransferase 1. The transcript has 6 exons. Bases 80 to 1345 code for a protein of 421 amino acids. NCBI's taxonomy places the organism in Eukaryota, Metazoa, Chordata, Lepidosauria, Squamata, Sphaerodactylidae. Gene Ontology annotation, molecular function: sialyltransferase activity. The record is from RefSeq and is a predicted model, not a curated record.
UGGAAACGCUAUUAUUCACCAACAGCAGGUCCAACUUCCAGCCUGAAGUUGAUCUUCCCAACCUGAUGUAGCAUACAUUAUGGUUCAUGUUAACUUGUUUAAAAAAUGGAUGUAUGUCCUUCUUGCAUUUCUUAUAGUUCUGUCUAUUUGUGUAUGGAAGGAAACACGAAAAGGUUAUUAUGUUUCUUUAAAAGUAGAAAGCUCAACUAAGCAAGUACACAUGAUACUGUGGAAAUGGAAUAUUCCAAAACAAGGAAACAUCCAGCAUAAAGCGGACAAUGAUUCUAGCACGGUCUUUUGGUCAACCAAAGCAUCCCACAUCAAAACAAAAGAAAAAAAUUCUGUAACACAAACAGGAAGUAAUUUAGUAACAAACCCCCAAAAGCCAGCAGGUUCCGUAAAAGUGUGGAACAAAGACACUUCAUCCAAAAAUCUCUCCCCUAGACUGCAAAAGGUGAGGAAAAACUACCUGGCUAUGAACAAAUACUAUGUGAAUUACACUGGACGAAGAAAUGCUGCUAAACUCAGCCCUGAGAAACUGUUGUGCCAACUCCGGGAACGAUUGGAUUUUCACAUGAUACAGGCAUCAGAUGGUCCUUUCAAUACAUCAGAAUGGGAAACCUACCUGCCAAGGAGAAACAUCAGCAUGGAACUGGGACAACUGGGCCAGUGUGCAGUGGUGUCCUCAGCAGGAUCCAUGAAGUCUUCCUACUUGGGACCAGAAAUAGACAGCCACAAUGCAGUGUUGCGUUUUAAUGGGGCACCUACCAAAGGGUUUCAGGUUGAUGUAGGGGUAAAAACGACAAUACGUCUACUCAAUUCCCAGAUUCUGACUGUUGAAGAACAAAAAGUUAUUACAGACCCACAAUAUAACACUGGAACCUUAAUUGUGUGGGAUCCUGCACCCUAUCAUGCAGAUAUCCAUGAGUGGUACAGAAAACCAGAUUACAGUUUCUUUAGCAGCUACAAAAAAUAUCGAGACACACACCCAGAGCAACCUUUUUACAUCCUGAACCCCUAUUUGCAGUGGCAACUUUGGGAUAUCCUUCAAGAAAACUCACCAGAGGAUAUCCAGCCAAAUCCACCCUCUUCAGGAAUGCUCGGCAUUGUUAUCAUGAUGCACUUGUGUGACAAAGUGGAUGUUUAUGAGUUCCUUCCUUCCAAAAGGCAAACAGACGUUUGUCAUUAUUUCCAGAAGUUCUUUGACCAAGCCUGCACCAUGGGUGCCUACCACCCACUGCUCUUUGAGAAGAAUAUGGUGAAGCACCUUAACCAAGGCACAGAUGAAGACAUUUACCUUCACGGAAAAGUGACUCUAAGUGGCUUGAGGAAUGUACAGUGUUAGGAGAUUGAAUCCCUCAAAUACUAGGCUCAGAUCUGCUUGAGUUGCA